Messenger RNA from Branchiostoma floridae (Florida lancelet), 654 nucleotides. Its product is annotated as gastrula zinc finger protein XlCGF57.1-like. Lineage: Eukaryota; Metazoa; Chordata; Leptocardii; Amphioxiformes; Branchiostomatidae. The coding region runs from base 1 to 654 and encodes 217 amino acids. The transcript has 3 exons. Gene Ontology annotation, molecular function: DNA-binding transcription factor activity, RNA polymerase II-specific; RNA polymerase II transcription regulatory region sequence-specific DNA binding. The record is from RefSeq and is a predicted model, not a curated record. Gene Ontology annotation, biological process: regulation of transcription by RNA polymerase II. Gene Ontology annotation, cellular component: nucleus.
AUGACUAUACACACAGGAGACAAGCCUUUCAUGUGUGGGGAGUGCGGAUACAGGACGACUUGCGUGUCUUACUUACCCAUACAUAUGAGAAAACAUACAGGUGAGAAACCCUUUAGGUGUGAUCACUGCGACUAUUCUGCUGCACAGAAAAGCAACUUAGACCAACACAUGGUUCGAUACACCGGACUUACCAAGGGCAAACCCUGCUCAACUGCGCAGAAAGGUACUUUAGAUCGACACAUGACUGAAGACGACGGAGAGAAACCCUUCAAGUGUGGGGAGUGCGGAUACAGAACUGUUCGCAAGUCUUCCUUAGUCACACAUAUGAAACGACAUGCAGGUGUGAAACCUUAUAAAUGUGACCAGUGCGACUAUUCUGCUCUAGAGAAACACAGAUUAGACCAACACAUGUCUAGACACACCGGUGCGAAAUCCUAUAAAUGCGACCUGUGUGACUAUUCUGCUACACAGAAAGGCGAUUUAGACAAACACAUGGCUAUACACACCGGUGAAAACCCCUACAUGUGUGAAAAGUGCGGAUACAGAACUGCUCGCAAGUCUGACCUAUCUCGACAUAUGAGAAACAUACAGGCGAUAAACCCUACAAAUCCUUCUGCCCCUCACCAAGCCUCCUUGCGGAGUACUAGCAAGUAG